CUGAGCAGCUUCACCGGCAGAGUUCUCACUCGUCUCCACUUCUCUACACAACCAAACAUGAGGGUUCUGUUGGCCUGUGCUAUCGUGGCGCUGCUGCUGGGCGUGUGCUGUGGGGAGCCCGACGUGUCCUAUUACUCCUCCUUCAGCAACGGUAACGGAAGGAGCGGCCACGGAAGAAACAUAGGCCGCCAUGGAGGCAACGUGGGAACCGGAGGCGGAUAUGGAGGCAAUGGAGGCAACAGAGGAUAUGGAGGGGGAUAUCGAAGCAACGGAGGAAACAACGGCCACAACGGAGGUAACAGAGGCUACGGCAGUCCCAGUAGUGGUUGGAGGUUCUAAUGGUGUUUUCAAUGGCGGCUACAACGGUAGAUAAAGUGGUUCGAAGGGCGGCUCCAACAGUCGCCCGUACAGCAAGUGAACCAAAGGACCAUAGAUGACAAACACAAGAAUGGUAGUU
Portunus trituberculatus (swimming crab) is the source of this 457-nucleotide messenger RNA. Its product is annotated as glycine-rich cell wall structural protein-like. The record is from RefSeq and is a predicted model, not a curated record. Lineage: Eukaryota; Metazoa; Arthropoda; Malacostraca; Decapoda; Portunidae. The coding region runs from base 58 to 339 and encodes 93 amino acids. The transcript is spliced from 2 exons.